This is a messenger RNA of Brassica napus (rape), 1638 nucleotides long. Its product is annotated as phenolic glucoside malonyltransferase 1. Bases 149 to 1546 code for a protein of 465 amino acids. The record is from RefSeq and is a predicted model, not a curated record. The transcript has a single exon. NCBI's taxonomy places the organism in Eukaryota, Viridiplantae, Streptophyta, Magnoliopsida, Brassicales, Brassicaceae.
UUGUUCUCUUUGACCAAAAAAAAAGUUAUUUGUUUCUUGUCCACACAAAAAAUUAUAUCUCUACCUAAAUCUCCCCAUAUAUACGGUAGCAAGUUAGCCACCAUAUACCUGAGUUCAACUCUCCUUCACCACAAGAUUUCAUAAAAAAAUGAAUUCUUCACGUAAUGUAAUUGACGUGUCACGAGUCACCCCUUCUGCCUCGUCCGAGUCACUCACUCUCCCCCUCACCUAUUUCGAUAUUUUCUGGUACAAAUUCCACCCCGUCGAACGAGUCAUCUUCUACCAACUCACUGACGCAACCCGCCCUUUCUUUGACUCAGUCAUCGUCCCAAACCUCAAAUCCUCUCUCUCCUCCUCUCUCUCUCACUAUCUCCCACUCGCCGGAAACCUCGUCUGGGACUCACUCGAUCAGAAACCGAGCAUCGUUUACUCCCCAAACGACGCCGUUUCACUUACAGUCGCCGAGUCGAAUUCUGACCUCUCCCGCUUAGCCGGAAACAAACCGUUCCCCACCGCCGAGUUGCACCCUUUGGUGCCCGAGUUACAAGUCACCGACGACUCGGCCUCCGCUGUGUCGUUUCAAGUCACGCUAUUUCCAAACCAAGGGUUUUGCAUCGGCGUAACUGCACACCAUGCCGUUCUGGAUGGGAAAACGGCAACCAUGUUUCUUAAAUUCUGGGCAGACACAUGCAAACACCAACAAGACCAAACGGCAAACGCUUCCCCACCACAGGAUCUACUUCCUAUUUAUGAUCGUACGGUCAUUAAAAAUCCGAACAAUAUCGAAGAAAAUAUUUUGAACGAGUGGUACUCUCUACUCAAAAUGUUCUCCGGUGGUAAAGAACCAGACAACCCCAAGAGCUUGAAACUUAUUCCGUCGCCGGAGAUUAGUCCCGACGUCGUCCGUUUCACUCUCGACCUCACUCGUGAAGACAUCCAAACGCUUCGAGAACGACUCAAGAGAGAAUCAUCUGCCUCCCCGUCACCAAAAGAGCUUCGACUGUCGACGUUUGUGGUUACGUAUUCGUAUGCGUUAACAUGUUUAAUCAGAGCUCGAGGAGGUGACCCGAGUAGACCAAUCGGGUACGGCUUCGCGGUGGAUUGUCGAGGCCUUCUUGAUCCGCCGGUCCCGUCGAGUUAUUUCGGGAACUGCGUUUCGGCUACGUUUAAAAUGCCGUUAACGGCAGAGACGUUUAUGGGUGAAGAAGGGUUCUUGGCUGCUGCUAGCAGUGUUAGCGAUUUGGUUGAGGAGUUGGAUGAGACUGUUGCGUUGAAGCUUCCGGAUAUUUUGGCCUCGUUUCCCAUUCUUCCACCAGGGUCGCAGCUUGUGUCUGUUGCCGGGUCGACCCGGUUUGGAGUGUACGGGUUAGAUUUCGGGUGGGGUAGACCCGAGAGAGUUUUAGUUGUGUCGAUAGAUCAAGGUGAAGCGAUAUCGAUGGCGGAGGGUAGAGAUGGGAAUGGUGGAGUGGAGAUUGGCUUCUCGCUCAAGAAACACGAAAUGGAGGCUUUGAUUGAUUUGCUUAAAAUAGACCACUUUUCGUUUUGAAAAAUCAGUUCAGUAAUAACACAUGUUGAAACUGUGUUCGUGUUCGAGUGCUAAUGAUAACACAUGUUGAAUAAGUACUAUUUUUUCCUGAA